This is a messenger RNA of Clonostachys byssicola, 453 nucleotides long. The record is from the annotation of a GenBank genome assembly. Lineage: Eukaryota; Fungi; Ascomycota; Sordariomycetes; Hypocreales; Bionectriaceae.
AUGGGUAUCAUAAGCCUCCGCCACACCAAGCCCUUCGACAAUCUAGUAGUAGUAGUAGUCGUCCUCGUCGAUGUCGCGAGCCUCGAGGAAGUCGAGGUCGUCAAAGAUGUCGCGGGUCUCAAGGUACUCGUCGUCAAAGUCACGGGCCUCGAGGAGGUCGAGGUCAUCGUAGAUAUCACGGGCCUCGAGGAGGUCGAGGUCGUCGUAGAUAUCACGGGCCUCGAGGAGGUCGAGGUCGUCGUAGAUGUCACGGGUCUCGAUGUACUCGUCGUCAAAGUCACGGGCCUCGAGGAGGUCAAGGUACUCCAGGAUGUCACGCUCCAUCAUAGGAGCGGCGGCGCCGGGGAUGUUGGUCUUCCUGCCGUUGGCGCGGGCCUCAAUGUCUCGCUUGGCGGGGUUCAGGAGGCCAGCAACGCCAGUAGCUGCGUUGACACCACCAAUGACGUUGUUUAA